Aphanomyces invadans is the source of this 708-nucleotide messenger RNA. RefSeq lists its product as hypothetical. The coding region runs from base 1 to 708 and encodes 235 amino acids. NCBI's taxonomy places the organism in Eukaryota, Oomycota, Saprolegniomycetes, Saprolegniales, Verrucalvaceae. The transcript has a single exon. The record is from RefSeq and is a predicted model, not a curated record.
AUGGACACGCUGCCACCUGUGGCAGUGUCCGUGACUCCUGUUCCAAGAGUUAUGGUACCAGAUGAGCCACCUGACGCAGCGGCGGAAGAAAUUUCUACACUGCCAGAGAUACCGGCACUAGACGGACCAGACGUCAGUUGCAGAGCACCACCGACGGGAGCUGACCCGGCUGACAAUUGGAGUUUUCCUCCAGUGCCAGUAUCGCCCGAGCCAACCGACAACGCCAAUUUGCCACCGUUGCCCCCUGUGGCCCCGCCCGAGAGCAGCGAAAUAUCACCAGAGUUUCCACCAACAGAGGCUCCAGUUGUCAGAGUCGACGCGCCAGAAUCCCCAGCGCUGGACGAUCCACUAGACAAUGCCAGGACCCCUCCCGUUGGCGCAGAUCCUGCUAAGAGGGAUACCCCACCACCAGUGCCACUUGCACCAUUUCCGACAGACGCAGAAAUGGCACCACCCGUUCCUCCAGUGGACGCACCACUUGAAAAGCUGAUCGCUCCGGAACUUCCACCAACAGCAGCACUCGAGGUUAACGAAACAGCUCCUGAAGCACCUGCAGUUGAUGCGCCACUGAGUAAGGACACAGCACCGCCAAAAGGAGCGGCACCAGCAACGAAGGCGACAGAACCACCAGUUCCAACAGAGCCGCUGCCAACGUUUCCAGAGAUUCCACCACCGGCACCUCCAGAAGAAACUCCAGUGGAUAUUUGA